UUUGUGGACUGCUUUUUAGGUAAUUUAUUCUCCUCGCAGCGCCCAAUAAUUAUUAGUUCUAGAUACACAGUUAACUUCAGUCGCGAAAAAGCAAUGUACAGUCUUAAUAUCUUUGUAUAUUUAUUGUUUAACUGUCUAGUGCUCGCUAAAAGCAAUGACAGACUUCCCCUAUCUUAUAGAGCUGCACCUGGAAACUUAUAUGAGCCACCAAGGCCAGUGGGCUCUAUUUCCUUGCUUGAGUAUGUGAAUUCGAGGAGCGAUCUCAAUUCCCUUGCACGAAUUCUUUCGCAAAGUGCAGGCUUCACGCAAGCUUUCAACACUAUACCUACAUGGAACUUUACAUUCUUCGCCCCUUCAGAUGCUGCAUUCGACCACACCGGAGAAUAUUUCAAUACGUUCGCGGGAACGCCGAAGGGGAAAUGGUGGCUCGGGAAUCUAGUACAGCAUCACUAUAUCCCAAAUUCAAAACUCAAAGUCUCUUCAUUUUCCACGAAUUACACUCGAGUACAGACAGGAACGUUUCUCUAUGUCGGAGCGCAGGUCGUCGACAACAAGCUCGUGCUCAAUCGAGCAGCUACUGUGACUGAAGCAGAUAUCCUCGUGACAAAUGGCUUGGUACAUAUAAUCGAUCGUAUCGUUGACCCUUCAGCCAUGAUAUUUGAAGCGGAUAUCGAGAAGACGAAGCAGAGCUUUAUUGCUGGGAGCUGCUCAAAUCCCGAUCUGCCGUAUUGCUAGGGGGACUUACAUCCUUCACUUAGGGGAUAAAGUUACUGAGAUGUAGGACAAAGAUUGAUAAAGGUUCUCACGAAUGUUGACACAGAUAAUUUGAGCGGUCUUACCUAAGUCGUCCCAUUUGAACUAUUAAAAUGAAGAUACCUAACCAACAUAUAAGUCGGUAGUUGAUGUCUCACGAUAUAUG
Molecule: messenger RNA, 919 nt
Organism: Daldinia decipiens
Lineage: Eukaryota; Fungi; Ascomycota; Sordariomycetes; Xylariales; Hypoxylaceae
Product: FAS1 domain-containing protein
Exons: 3
Coding region: 94-735 (213 amino acids)
Source: RefSeq, a predicted model, not a curated record